This is a messenger RNA of Haliotis rubra (blacklip abalone), 1065 nucleotides long. RefSeq lists its product as uncharacterized. The record is from RefSeq and is a predicted model, not a curated record. The transcript has 5 exons. Bases 42 to 1010 code for a protein of 322 amino acids. NCBI's taxonomy places the organism in Eukaryota, Metazoa, Mollusca, Gastropoda, Lepetellida, Haliotidae.
UGCUAGCUCUAGCUAUUUUGUGCACGUGCACACGUGCCUGGAUGACAAGGCUUGGCGCUCCGUUCCGGAUACUGUGUCCGAGUGGCAACUCAUUGGUAGCCCUGUCCAGUGUCCAUUCAAGCUGGGCGGAAGACAGAAUCUGGGACUUCCGGUGUGCGCAGACGGAUACUACGGAAGAGUGUGAAUGGAACACUGACGUGAACGAGUUGGACGAGCCAAUGUUGUUCCAGUGCGGGGACAAUGGAGUGGUGAGGGGGAUUACGUCAUACUUCAGUCCCAUGAACCGAGACAGGCGCUUUAGCUUCCUCUGCUGCAAGAUCCGAGAUUCCUUUUUGACGUCAUGUGAAUUCGUGGACUUCCUCAACGAUUACGAUGGCGGUUUGAACUUCAUAGCACCACCAGGCCAGGUCAUUAAAGGAGUCUUCAGUCUCCAUGACAACGAAAUGGAAGAUCGGAUCUGGAGGGUUGAAGUGUGUGAAGUUCGGAAAGAGAUUCCGGCGGUACCAUCAAUCUCGGACUCAUCGGCGGCCAGUACCCCCAGCCAAUCAGGAGGUUCCUUGGAUUUGCAAGCAAAUGAAAUCCUUUCUAACUUCCCCCCGCCAUCAGCGCUACCCCAGAACGGAGCAUCCCCUGCAGGAACGACCAAUCAAAUACAGCCGGUUUCGGGAACAACCAAUCAAGUGCAACAGGUUUCGGGAACAGCCAAUCAAAUGCAGUCCAAUCAGGCUAACUUUCAGAAUGCAGCGACAUCUAGUAGUCAAAUGAACUCGGUAAUUGGAGGUAACUCUAAUCAGAACGCUGUUCAAGGCAACAGAAUGCAAUCUACAUUCCAACAGCAACGGUCGCCUCAAGGUCAAGGCAAUCGUCUGAACCAACAAACGCAGAGGAAUGGGAUGGUCACUGGUCUGAACCCAAACCAGAAUCGGUUUAUGCCAAAUCAACAGCUGAUGGCAAUGGGUCGGUUUCCUGGCAUUCAACCAAACCUAAACGGCAUGUUUUUCAGCGGUUGACAUAACUAUGUAAUUUCCUGAGGUAGAAAUACACAUUAAAUGUGAACACACUGUG